Molecule: messenger RNA, 999 nt
Organism: Tetrahymena thermophila SB210
Lineage: Eukaryota; Ciliophora; Oligohymenophorea; Hymenostomatida; Tetrahymenidae
Product: papain family cysteine protease
Exons: 1
Cellular component (GO): lysosome
Molecular function (GO): cysteine-type endopeptidase activity
Source: RefSeq, a predicted model, not a curated record
AUGAAUUCUAAGUUUAUCCUUUUGAGUAUUGCUUUGCUUAUGCCCAUUUAUUUAGCUUAAAAUGUUUCUAUUGAAAAACUACUUGCUUACAAUAAAUGGUCCACCUAAAAUUUAAGAGCCUUCUUGAGCGAUGAAGAAAAGCUAUUUAGACAAUUAGUUUUCUUUGAGAACUUACAAAAGGUCAAAGAUCACAAUAGCCAAGACCAUCACACCUACUCACUUGAUUUAAACUAAUUUUCUGAUAUGACUGAAGAGGAGUUUGUUGAGAAAGUUCUUAUGAAAUCUCAUGUAGUUGAUCUUCACAUUAAAUAGGCUACCAGUAACAACUCAACUUCUUCUGCUUCAUCUAAUUCUACAAGCAAUAAUGCAACAGUUACAGUAGACUGGAGAACUAAAGGUGCUGUGACUUCAGUUAAAAACUAAGGUUAAUGUGGUUCUUGCUGGACAUUCUCUGCAGCUGGUUUAAUGGAAUCUUUUAAUUUCAUUAAGAAUAAAAAUUUAACAAACUUUUCUGAAUAGUAACUUGUUGAUUGUGUAAACUCUGCAAAUGGUUACGGUUCUAAUGGAUGUAAUGGAGGAUGGCCUGCAUCAUGCUUAGAUUAUUCCUCUAAAUUCGGUAUCACGACCUUAUAAAAUUACCCUUAUGUUGGUGUUUAAAAGAAGUGUAAUAUUACUGGAACUAACAAUGGUUUUAAACCUAAAUCUUGGAAGCAAAUUCCUAAUACUUCUAAGGAUCUAUAAAAUGCUUUAAAUUUCUCACCAGUUUCUGUUGUUGUUGAUGCUUCUACUUGGUCUCACUAUAGAUCUGGUGUAUACAAUGGCUGUAACUAAACCAAAAUUUAACUUAAUCAUGCUGUGUUAGCUGUUGGUUACGAUUCUGUUGGUAACUGGAUUGUUAAAAACUCUUGGGGUACUGGUUGGGGUGAGCAAGGCUAUAUUAGACUUUCUCCUAAUAAUACUUGUGGUAUUUUAAGCUAUAAUUACUAAAUUACAGCUUGA